Messenger RNA from Pedinophyceae sp. YPF-701, 429 nucleotides. The record is from the annotation of a GenBank genome assembly. Lineage: Eukaryota; Viridiplantae; Chlorophyta; Pedinophyceae.
AUGGGUAAGACCCGUGGUAUCGGAGCGGGGCGUAAGCUCCGGCUGCACCGCCGUGAGCAGAGGUGGGCCGACAAGGACUACAAGCGGUCGCACCAGGGCAAGGAGUGGAAGAAGCCGUUCGCCGGCGCCUCGCACUCGAAGGGUAUCGUGCUGGAGAAGAUCGGUAUCGAGGCCAAGCAGCCCAACUCGGCUAUCCGCAAGGCUGCUCGUGUGCAGCUGAUCAAGAACGGCAAGAAGAUCACCGCCUUCGUCCCGAACGACGGUUGCCUGAACUUCAUCGAGGAGAACGACGAGGUCCUGAUCGCCGGUUUCGGUCGUCGCGGCCACGCUGUCGGUGACAUUCCCGGUGUUCGUUUCAAGGUGGUGAAGGUGUCGGGUGUGGCUCUGCUGGCGCUGUUCAAGGGCAAGAAGGAGAAGCCUAGGACUUAG